CUUUUGAUUUUGUAAAGCUUGUAAAAUUAUUUUUUAAAGUUGCGAAUAAUUUUACAAAGUUACCAAGGACUGCGUGAAUUGCCUCAAUAGUAAGAUUUUUUAGAUCUUUAACGUAAAGUUCGGAAUUUUGUGCUUUGAAAUUUUGAAAUUUUUGAUCUCCCAAUUUUUGUCGCGAGAAAUACGAGUUUCUUAAUAAUUUUGAGAUUUUCUGACCUUUUGUAAAUUUUUAUUGGGAAAUUUCGAAUGUUCAAACUUUUGCAACAAUGCCAAUCCAACUUUUUCAAAUAUUCUUGGACAAGUCACAGAAUUCUGGGGGUUAUCGAGGCGGGGAAAAUAUCACGGGAAAAUUUGUGAUCGUUGUGACGGAUGAAUAUUCGCAUAAAGGAAUUUAUUUAAAAUUUGAGGGCCACGCAAUCAUAAAAUGGACCGAAGAUUCAAGUUGUUUUCGACAACGAGGCGUAAAACCUCAACGGAGAGCGAGAAAGCAAUUUUUUCAUACGAUUUUCAAAUAUGCCUCUGAAGAAACGUUACGCGAAGGCACGCACAUUUUCCCCUUUGAGUAUCAACUUCCCCCAAAUUUACCGUCAUCCUUGGCCACGCCCACUAUCACGAUUUGGUACAAGAUGGAAGCACUAAUCCAUAAGGAGCCGAAACCACGGCGGGAAAUUCUACUCUUCCCGGUGCGAGGUGAUCUCGACUUAAACGAGGUCACGGAAGAUGACCUUACCGUGUCGAGGUCAGAGGUCAGGUCACGUAGUUUAUUGACCUUUUACUUGCCAUGCCUCUGCUCGCUGAAUUAUGCCUCGAUCGGGUUGUGCUUAUCGAAGCGGGGAUUCGUUCCGGGGGAGAAAGUAGAACUCAGGUUGGCCGUCUUGACCGAUACCUGUUUCACUUUUGUGGUAUUGAUGCUCAUGCAGGAAAUAACCGUCGUGACCAAAGAGAAGACGAUGAUUGAGCGGAGAACCGUGGUCAAACUCGCACUCGACGACUUAGCUCCGGACGAGGAUAAUCCCGACGAUUAUAAGCGAUGGGUGGAAGAGAUCGAAAUUCCGGAAGAGAGCGUCGUCUCCUCAAACGCCAAGGAAUAUGGCGACAUUAAAAUCAAUUAUUUCAUUCAGUUUUCCGCCGAGGCGAUAAAGUUUCCCUACCAAUUGAUAAAAAUUGUCGUUCCGAUAACCCUCGGGAGUGUCGAAUUAAUCAAAAAAAUCGAUGACGACGAAGACACCGAGGUCAACAAGGGUCAAACCAGUGACGAUUCCAACCCUGGCUCUGGGAGUGACGAAAUUGAUAAAAUUGAAACAACUGAAAGCGUCGAAAUUGUAGAGAAGGUGGAACCUGACGAUCCAAUUAUUUCAACAAUACCGCCAAUUUUAAACCAACCUGCUCCACCCCCGAAAAUUAUUAUCGUCCAACUCGAACCGGAACCUGGAGAAAGUCAAAAUAAUCCCGUGCAAGAUGUCAGUUUUCUAAAUUCUUUGGAAAGUUCGAUGAUCCACGUGGUCCCGAAGAAAUCUCCGCUUCCGCAGAAAAGCACGCUUCGUCGCUUAUCUGCGACAGACUCGACCGGAAGUGGGAGUGGAAGUCCGGUAAAAAAGCUGGUUUUUCAGGAGGUUUCCCCCACGAAGUUUAAAAGUCCGGGGUCCCCAAGUGGGAGGAAAGUUGUACCGGAAGUGGGAACCUGCUCGGUAAAUGCUUUUACCAGAGGGACAACGUCCGUUUAAAUAAUUUUGAUCGACCUGUGUCACAUUUUUUGGAUUAAUUAAGCAAUUUUAUCAUUUUUGAUCUAAAAUCUCCCAACUUUGUUUUAAAAUAUGUGAAUUUUAAUAAUAUAAUUUGUCAGGUUAGCAAAAUUGGAAAUAAAAAUUUAGAAAAUUUAAAUGAAAAUUUGAGAAAGUGUGAGAAAUUGGGGGAAAGUUGUACCGGAAGUGGGAACCGAUUCAGUAAAUGCUUUCACCAAAGGGACAACGUCCGUUUAAAUAAUUGCAUUUAACCUCAACCAUAUCUUCUCAGUUAGUUAUGGAUUUCAGCAAUUUUAUUAUUUUUAAUGCGACUCCAAAAUCACGCAGUUUGUUUAAAUUUUUAAAACGUGGAAAUUUGAAUAAUUUAAUUUGUCAGUUAGCAAAAUUGAAAAUAAAGAUUUCGAAAAAUACGCAACUAUUCAAAAUGUUUGAAUUUGAGUAGUUUAAUUUAUCAGGUUUGCAAAGUUGGAAAUACAAAUUUGAAAGAUUUGAAAAAGUGUGGAAAUUUUGGAAAGUUGUGCCGGAAUGGGGAAAUGUUCUGGAAAUGCUUUCACGACUGGGGCGACGUCAUUUUAAAUAAUUCUCCAGCAAACAUCGAGACCAUUCUAGAUCUUUUUCAUAUCUUUCAGUAGCUUAAUUAUUUUCAAUGCGACUCCAAAAUCGCGCAAAUAAUCAAAAUGUAUAAACUUGAAUAAAUAACUUAAGUUGUAAG
Molecule: messenger RNA, 2451 nt
Organism: Folsomia candida
Lineage: Eukaryota; Metazoa; Arthropoda; Collembola; Entomobryomorpha; Isotomidae
Product: arrestin domain-containing protein 5-like
Exons: 5
Coding region: 264-1721 (485 amino acids)
Biological process (GO): protein transport
Cellular component (GO): cytoplasm
Source: RefSeq, a predicted model, not a curated record